GGCUCCGCCAUCUCACUGCGACAACAUCGCAAACACCCUCAAUCUCACUUCCCAUUGAACUACCUUCUUCACAGCAAACAUGAGCAAGAUCCUCCUCACAGGCGCAACCGGUUAUGUCGGUGGCACAGUCCUCACACAGCUUCUCGCCGACCCCAAACUCACAUCCCAGCCCAUCUCCCUCCUCGUGCGGACCGAGACUCAAGCCGCAAAACUACGCAGUGUAUAUGGCGCCCGCGUGCAUCCCAUCCUCUGGAAAGGCCUUGAAGAAGACGAGAAAGUCAUCGCCGACACCGCAGCACAGUACGACAUCAUCGUGAAUGCCGGGUCCGGCUUCAUCACCUCAGGCGCGAAAGCCCUUGUUGAUGGACUCGCUCGCCGAGUACAGGCUGGCCUUCCCACGCCUUGGUUCCUCCAUGUGUCCGGGUGCACGAAUCUUGUGGAUCCGUCGCAGAAGCCGCGGGAGUGGAACGAUGAGAAAGACGGCGCGGCGAUUUUCGAGUACAUGGCCUCCUUGGAUGCGAAGACGCCGUACUCGCAGCGCACGACUGAACUCACGGUGCUGGAGACUGCAGCACAACACGGUGUAGCGGCUGUCAGUCUGCAAGCACCGUGUAUCUUUGGCGAGGGAACCGGGCAGUUCAAUCGACAAGGCCUGGUGAUUCCCCUGGCAUUGAUGUUUGUUGUGCAACAUGGCUACGGCUUCAAAUUGAACGAGACGGCAAAUUUCGACUGGGUGCACAUCGAGGAUCUUGCAAGCUACUUUGUCCAGCUUGUUCGAACGAUCCUCAGUCGCCCGGAUCGCGGCGUAGGAUUCAUUCCUACUGGGAAAGAGGGUAUCCUAUUUCCGACUGUGGGCCGUACGCUGGUGACUGAAAUCAACCAGAAAGCACUUGAUGUUGCGUUUGCAGCUGGCGACCUACCGAGGGGAGACACGCCGCAACAGAAAGAAAUCCGUUUGGCACCGGUUCAGGAGAUCGCCGACAAAAUAGGUGCUGGACGGGUCGACAUCGCCACCCUUGCUUGGGGUGGCGAGAAGGCCGUGAGGGGUACGGUUGGACAGAAGCUGCUGGGAUGGGAGCCGACGAGGCUGCAAGAUGCGUGGGAUCAGGACUUUGAGGACGAACUGAAGGCGCUCAAGGAGGGCAGGAGGAUGGUAACUUUUGCAAGCUGUGUCGGAAUGUCUGAAGCUCGUCCUUGAUGUGAGAUGGGUAUGAGAUGUCGGCACGACGUCCAUGUAUAGGUGACCCAUGAUAUGAUAGC
Messenger RNA from Dothidotthia symphoricarpi CBS 119687, 1260 nucleotides. Its product is annotated as NAD(P)-binding protein. Bases 80 to 1198 code for a protein of 372 amino acids. The record is from RefSeq and is a predicted model, not a curated record. Lineage: Eukaryota; Fungi; Ascomycota; Dothideomycetes; Pleosporales; Dothidotthiaceae. The transcript has a single exon.